This is a messenger RNA of Melampsora larici-populina 98AG31, 375 nucleotides long. RefSeq lists its product as uncharacterized. The record is from RefSeq and is a predicted model, not a curated record. Bases 1 to 375 code for a protein of 124 amino acids. NCBI's taxonomy places the organism in Eukaryota, Fungi, Basidiomycota, Pucciniomycetes, Pucciniales, Melampsoraceae. The transcript is spliced from 3 exons.
AUGUAUACUGUCAGAUAUCUUUUGUUAACCAAAGCUUCCUUACCUGAUCUUUCGACCCAAAUCAAACGACGGUCAGACAAGAACCCAACAGAAGUGAUAAGUUUCCUUGGGUUAAAUAGCAAUAGUCUAUCACCAUUAAUCAUAAAAGUUAUUUAUAAAUUGCCAGGCUUUGAAUCUUCAUCUUACUCACCAAAAUAUCUAGCUCCGAUUUUAAAAUCUGAAUGGCCAAAAUCAAAAGAAAUGUUUGAAAAUCGAACUUGGUAUUUUUUUGUACCUUUCUCCAUAGAUGGGAAUCGAUACUCGGUCAACCAGCUUUACUCGAUGGCGGCCAAAAAUGAUAUUGAAAUCGAGCAUGAAUUGGCUCGAGGUGAAUGA